UCUAACAAACUCUCUCUCUCUCAUCUUCUUCUUUCUCUCUCGACUCUGAAUCGUAAUAUGGUAUCAGAGCCAUCGAGCUCUUCUUCCGCGUGAUUCUUCUUCUGCUCUCAUCGCCUUCGAUCAAUUUCUUCAUUGAUCAUCUUCUCCGAUGGUUUCGCUGAAGAAAAUUCCUCGUCGAUCGACUCGUACUCGAGCUUCUACGAGCUCAGUUCGUCCUCCGACUCGGAUCUCCUCUCGAGCUGCUACGGAUGUCGAAACUCCUCCACCUUCUCCUCCGAUCACGAUCUCUCCACAGAUCGGAGCUCCUCCACCGACUUCUGUAACAACCUCGACUGAUCCAGCUCAAUCUCCUCUGUUUAUGCAUAGCGCCGAUCAUCCCGGUUUGCAACUCAUUACUCUUCGUCUCGAUGGAACUAACUAUGAUGAUUGGAAUGCUGCUAUGCGUAUUGCUUUAGAUGCGAAAAAUAAGAUUGGAUUCAUUGAUGGUUCCUUAACUCGACCUGAUAUCUCAGAUCCAUCUUUUCGCUUGUGGUCACGAUGCAAUAGUAUGGUGAAGUCGUGGCUUCUUAACUCUGUCUCUCAACAGAUAUAUCGAAGUAUUUUGCGUUUGGAUGAUGCUGCAGAUAUUUGGAAAGAUCUCAAUGGACGUUUUCACAUGACUAAUCUCCCGAGAACAUUUAACUUGACGCAAGAGAUACAAGAUCUUCGUCAAGGUUCCAUGUCUCUCUCGGAGUAUUACACAAAGUUGAAAACGCUAUGGGAUUAUUUGGAAAGCACUGAUGAACCGGAGAGACCAUGUAUCUGUGGUAAUGCUGCACAACUUAAGCUAAAGGCAGAGCGUGCCAAGAUUGUCAAAUUUUUGGCUGGUCUCAAUGAGUCUUAUGCUAUCAUCAGACGUCAGAUCAUAAUGAAGAAAGUACUUCCUUCUCUGGUGGAAAUAUACAACAUUCUCGAUCAAGAUGAUAGUCAACGAGGGUUCUCUGCAAUUGCUCCGGCUCAGGCUUCCUUUCAAGUCUCUGAGAAUUCAUCCAUGACUGAUCAAAUGAUCUCAUAUGUUCAAACAGGUCCAAAUAAGAGACGUCCUAUAUGCUCGUUCUGCAAACGUGUUGGACACAUAGCUGAACGUUGCUACAAGAAACAUGGUUUUCCACCAGGUUUUGUCUCCAAGUACAAAGCGUCUGAGAAGAGUGGAUCUUCUGCUAAAACAGCUGCUCAGGUUACACUCCCCACACCUUCCUCUGCUGCUGCUCCAUCUCAGACGGUUGAAAACAUGAUUGGAAACUUAAGCAAAGAUCAGAUCCAGCAGUUUAUUGCCUUGUUCAGCUCUCAACUACAGGCUCCUUCAGGUUCGAUUCACCCUGAAGAAAUUCCAUCAACUUCUGGAUCCUAUCAAGGAGUUGACGAUUGGUCAGGGUAGACGCCUUGGAAAACUCUAUGUCUUGGAUACUCACUCAUCUCCAAUCUCAGUCCAUUCGGUCGUUGAUGUGAGUACUUGGCAUCAGAGACUUGGUCACCCGUCGUAUAAGAAGUUGGAUGCAAUCUCUACAGCUCUCGGAACCUCAAGAUUAAAGAAUAAAGGCAGCUCGUUUUGUCAUACUUGUCAUCUUUCAAAACAGAGGAAAU
Messenger RNA from Raphanus sativus (radish), 1623 nucleotides. RefSeq lists its product as uncharacterized. Lineage: Eukaryota; Viridiplantae; Streptophyta; Magnoliopsida; Brassicales; Brassicaceae. The coding region runs from base 149 to 1417 and encodes 422 amino acids. The transcript has 2 exons. The record is from RefSeq and is a predicted model, not a curated record.